Molecule: messenger RNA, 1659 nt
Organism: Sporothrix brasiliensis 5110
Lineage: Eukaryota; Fungi; Ascomycota; Sordariomycetes; Ophiostomatales; Ophiostomataceae
Exons: 1
Coding region: 1-1659 (552 amino acids)
Cellular component (GO): mitochondrion
Source: RefSeq, a predicted model, not a curated record
AUGAGCAAACGACCAAGAAUCUUCUCGUGGGCUCAAUUCAACCUCGCCCGGUUGCUGCAGCUGGCAGAAGCGCUCCAUGGCCGGCCUUGCCACUGCGACCAGGACCAGCGACCGAUGAGCGGCGCCAUGAACUGGGCCAUCAAGAUUCAGUUUGACGACGACGAGAGAAUGGAAUGGAUUUUCCGGUCGCCGCUGCCCCGGGUAUGUCCUGACGACAUAGCUGGUGCUCUUCUCGCGAGCGAGGUGGCCACGAUCCAGUGCAUUGCAGAACGGACCACGGUGCCCGUGCCGACCAUUUUUGCCUUUUGUGCUCACAGCGACAACGACAUCGGUGUGCCGUACAUUUUGCAGAGCAAGGCAACGGGCACGUCCCUCAUUGACUACAGCAUACGAGAAGCGACCGGCGCAGGUCCGGGCUUGACGGACGACCAGCGGGCUACGAUCAUGGGGCAGCUGGGCGCGUUUGCACGGCAGAUGGCGCAGGUCCGAUUUCCCAAGAUUGGCUCCCUGGUUCGGGAUUCGGCACAAAGCGACUACAGCGUCGGUCCCUGCUUGGCGCCAGCCUUUGUUUGGGGUGAGCGUCACCUUCUGGACGACCUGGACCGGGGGCCCUUUGACAGCCCGAGAGGCUACUUUGACACGCUCGCCGAGGCCCUCUCGCGCCAUGCACAGGAGCUGGGCAUGGACUACCACGCACUGCUCGCGCCUCUGCCCAGAGACGACGAUUACAUGGACAGAGAAGCGAGACGUUUUGCGGGGCGGCGGUGGAACCACUUUGUGUCGGUCCGGGACAAGAUUGACCACAGCCGCAACCGAUUCGCGUACUGCAUGGCCGCCAACAUCCUGCGGGAGACUGUCGUGCCGUAUUUGUGCUGUGCGGAUGGCGGCAGCACGGACGCGAGCGGAUAUCCCCUCAUCCAUCCCGACCUCAAUGUGGGCAACAUCUUUGUCGACGACGUCAUGAAUGUGACGUGCAUCAUCGACUGGAGCUCGGCGACAACAGCCCCACUGUUGGAACUUCUGGCUGCACCGCGGCUGUGGGGCUAUAUGGAAGUCGUGCCACGGUUAUUUGACACGUACCGGGACGCUGUUCACGCCGCCUUGCCGACCCAGCAUCGAAAAACCAAUGUGGAAAAGAAUGCACAUGAGGGCCGAAAAGACGACGAAGAAGAAGUAUUUUGGGCCCGCGCAAGCACGGCUCUUGUCUUUCAGCGGCUGACGCGCUUCUGCUCCUCACACGACUACAAAGAUUUCGUGACUUGCAUCCAACGAGCAAAAGCGGCUGCGGACAAGGCCGCUGCGGCCACGAUAAACACUGAUGUCGUUCUCAAUCUGUUGGAAGAAGAGGCGCGGCGGGACGCCAACAAGACACUGCUGGCGGAGCUGCAAGACGACGAUCCACCCCCCGGCACGGCUGACGUACAAGACCGCGUUGGGUUCUUUGACGGCGAUCGACGGGCGGAGACGAACAACUUGGCCGUCGCGCGGAAACUCACAGUGAUGUGGCAGAUGAACCCGCGCUUCGUCGCCGACGCCAGACUGUGGACAUGGCUGCUGAAGGCGUUGGGAGACAUAAAAGCAAGCAGUGAUGAUAUACAGGACGCGAAGUCUGAGGACGGUAAUGCGGGCGGGAGAGGGAGAACGCAGACAACAAACUAG